Messenger RNA from Polyodon spathula (Mississippi paddlefish), 1912 nucleotides. RefSeq names its product tyrosine 3-monooxygenase/tryptophan 5-monooxygenase activation protein, theta polypeptide a (gene ywhaqa). The record is from RefSeq and is a predicted model, not a curated record. Gene Ontology annotation, cellular component: cytoplasm. Lineage: Eukaryota; Metazoa; Chordata; Actinopteri; Acipenseriformes; Polyodontidae. The coding region runs from base 233 to 970 and encodes 245 amino acids. The transcript is spliced from 6 exons. Gene Ontology annotation, biological process: signal transduction.
CCUAGUCUGUCAAAUUGUUCGGUUGAGACAGGAGGAUCCUUUUUUUUUUAUUCCUCAAAGCCCGGCUAAAGCGUAUCAAUUUGGAGGAGCCGAACGGAGCCAGAGAAGGAUUUGAAGGACUGAAGUUUUUCAACAUCUAAGACUGCUCGACGGUUUGCAAACGAGCGUUAUCUGUCAUCUCAUUUGUAAAACAUUGUAAUUAAUAAAGCGUAAAUAGCUAGAUUUAAAUAUAAUGGAUAAAACGGAGCUGAUUCAGAAGGCAAAGCUUGCUGAGCAGGCAGAGCGCUACGACGACAUGGCAGCUUCAAUGAAGGCGGUGACCGAGCAGGGCGCCGAGCUGUCCAACGAGGAGAGAAACCUUCUCUCGGUCGCUUAUAAAAACGUUGUAGGCGCCCGGAGAUCCGCCUGGAGGGUCAUUUCCAGCAUCGAACAGAAAACCGAAGGCAGUGAUAAGAAACUUCAGAUGGUGAAGGAAUACCGAGAGAAGGUGGAAGCCGAGUUGAGAGAGAUUUGCAAUGAUGUGCUGGGACUGCUGGACAAAUACUUAAUCGCCAACUCUACCAACCCAGAAAGUAAAGUCUUCUACUUAAAGAUGAAGGGGGACUACUACAGAUACCUUGCUGAGGUUGCAGAAGGAGAUGCUAAGAAACAGACGAUAGAGAGCUCUCAAGGAGCCUAUCAAGAGGCAUUUGAGAUCAGCAAGAAAGACAUGCAGCCCACGCAUCCCAUCCGCUUGGGUCUGGCCCUCAACUUCUCUGUAUUUUAUUAUGAGAUCCUGAAUUCUCCAGAGCAGGCCUGUACAUUGGCAAAAACUGCUUUUGAUGAAGCCAUUGCAGAGCUUGAUACACUGAAUGAAGACUCCUACAAAGACAGUACCCUCAUCAUGCAGUUGCUUAGAGACAAUCUUACAUUAUGGACGUCCGACAAUGCAGCAGAUGAAGGGGAUGCUGGUGAAGGUGGCGAGAACUAAACAGCACACGGGGUCACCUCCCAAAACAACAAACUUUUUUACACGUCUCCAUUCCUUAUUGCUCCACUCAAAAUUCUUAUAGCAAUGAAAUCCCAUAUUAUUGACUAGCUGCAGCUUGUGGGGGGGACCUCCAUUCUUUGGUUUGUGUUGAUUGUUUGUCCUGGCCUUCCUGGUGUGCGGUUACUGCUGUAGAACAGUAAUAGUAGCUUAACUUUUAUAUAAACAUUAAGUAACUUCCAAAAAAAAGUAAAGGACUAAAGUGUAUCUGAGAUUAAAAGUAUGGAAUCCAAACUAAGUGACUGGUUUGAAUUCUGGUCCUUUUUUAAUUAAGUUGUAGUCUUUCAUGGGGGGGGGGGGGGUACAAAUGAGACUCAAGGCAAGGUUGCCCCUUCAUAGCCUUUGCUGUACCCUUUGGACAUAUGUAAGGAGUUCUGAGGCAAACCAUCAAAAUGACCCUGUAUUAUGCUGGCUUGUUUACAGGGCAACCUGUUUUUGUUUUUUUUUUCUGUUUGCUGCUGCAGGGGCCAGUGUCUGCUUAAACUGGGGAGGCGACAAGCAUUUCACACCCAGGUGCUGUCAUUGGUUUCAAGCCUUCACAAACACUCCUGCCUAGUUCUGAUUCCCUUCAAUGUGUAACAUUGCAGCAUGUCUGAGUAAAAGGUGGCACUUAAGACAAAGUCAACAUGCAUGUCCUUCAAGUACACUGGAAUGGAAUCAAUACUAUACACCAAGUCCAAGUAACCAAUGUGGUACUUUUUCAAUGCAGGGUUGUGCACGUGUACAAGGGUGUUUGGUCUGUCCAGUGAUUUGAUAUUAGAGAUUUGGACCACUGUUGUGUGUUGCUAAUCAUUGAUUGUAGUCCUCAAAAGCCUUGUUGAAAUGUUUAAUGACCUAUGUAACAGCGAUGUAACAACAUGAAAUAAAAUGACGUUUUAUAAACCA